UGGGAAUAUCUGUUAGAGGGAACAAUGUCUGGGAUUUGUUAAAUCCUGAGUAGAGAUGUGAACCCAGUCAAUCUGCUAUAUCAUAAAGAUUCUCAAAACAACAUUGUGGGGAUGGGGUGAUCCCCUCCAUCUGCUGAAUACUAUCUCCAAAAUGAAUCAACAUUUAUCCUCAUCAGCUUGAGAGAGAUUCAAUACUAAUGCCUACUGAAAGAAAUUAUCCACUUGUUAGCCAUGAGCAAACAAGCUCCAUUAUCAGACUGUCUUUAUGUAUGCUGAGAUCCAGGUACUCUGCUGCAGAAGCACAAGAGCCUAGAAGGAACAUGAUUUGGGCCCUGCUUGCCACUUCCUUUGACAGCUCACAAACACAAGGAGCACCCCCACUGUUCAUCAUAAACGGCUAAAUGAUGAAAAAUAGCAAGGAACCCUAUUUUGUGAAGUUUAUAAAGUCCAAGGAAAAUUCAGAAUUUUUCCUUCAGGCGCUUGAGUCCAUUAAAGAAUUUCAGUCAGAAGAAUAUCUCCAGAUCCUUGAAAAUGAAACUGCACUGAGAAUACAAGAGAAUGACAAAUCCCUUUAUAUUUGUGAUCAGUUCAGUGGCACUGUUUUUAAUCACCUUCAAAAGCUUGGUUGUAGAAUUGUUGGACCACAAGUAGUCAUAUAUUGUAUGCAGAACCAGAGAUGUGUGCCAAGGGCUGAUUAUCCUGUUUAUAAUAUGACUAUGGCUGAUGUCACAGUAUCCUGUACAAGUCUAAAAAAAGAAACAAGGGAAGAGGUCCACCAGUAUGUACAGAUGAUGGGUGGUCGUAUCUACAGAGAUCUUAAUGUGUCAGUUACACAUCUUAUAGCUGGAGAGGUUGGAAGCAAGAAAUACUUAGUUGCUGCUAAUUUAAAGAAACCCAUUUUGCUUCCUUCUUGGGUGAAAGCACUGUGGGAUAAAUCGCAACACAGCAUGGUCAGAUAUACAGACCUAAACAUGAGAGACUUCCUAUGUCCUUUGUUCUGUGGCUGUACAGUCUGUGUUACUGGUUUAAGUAGUAUGGACCGCAAAGAGGUCCAGCGCCUCACUGUUGAGAAUGGUGGCCAGUAUACAGGGCAGCUGAAGAUGAACGAAUGUACUCAUCUUAUUGCUCAAGAGCCAAAAGGCCAGAAAUAUGAGUGUGCAAGAAGGUGGAAUGUUCAUUGCAUAUCUAUCCAGUGGUUUUUUGACAGUCUUGAAAAGGGAUUUUGCCAGGAUGAAUCCAUGUAUACGAUGGAAGCUGGACAAAAGCAAGAAAAUGCACCUAACACAUCAACUCCAACUAGUGAAACUAGCAAGCCUGAUAGUCACAUGCUCUCAGAUGUCAGCCAUAUUUCAAAUAUCUGCUUAGGUGGCAUCAAUGAAACCACAUAUAACUCUGCUAUGACUAGCAGACUGGAUCCUCCUCCUGAUGAUCUGAACAAUUUGGAUAUUAGUUCCUUUCAAGCUCCUGAAGAUUUACUAGAUGGAUGCAGAAUUUACCUGUGUGGUUUCAGUGGCAGAAAAUUAGAUAAAAUGAGAAGGCUUAUUAACUCAGGAGGUGGUGUUCGUUUUAAUCAGCUCAACGAAGAUGUGACACAUGUCAUCGUGGGUGACUCUGAUGAUGAACUAAAACAGUUUUUGAAGAAGACAGCACAGAGGCCAUAUGCUGUGACAGCAAAAUGGCUUUUGGAAUGCUUUAGAAAGGGUUAUUUACUUCCUGAGGAACAAUAUAUCCCACAAAGCUACCAGCCAGUGAACAUUCCAGUUCCAGAGCAGCCUGCUCCCCAAAGAAAUAGUCUCUCCAGUAAAGAACCUGUGAAUAUUGUGCAGGCUCAGGAAGCAGAUGAAGAUCUUCUGUCCCAAUACAUAACUAAAGAUUCCACAACUGUUUAUGCUGAUGACUACAGUGAUACUAAUGACAUUACCCUUAAAGAAGGAAAUGGGUCCCCAGUCAGAUAUAGUUCCUUGGCAGAAGCUGCUACAAUUGUUGAAGGAGCCUUGUUCAGCAGAAAAAGAUUUCUUCUUCUGGGUUUUGAGAAAGAGGAUGAAUCCUUCCUAAAGAGUCUGAUUGAAGAGCAUGCUGGGAAGGUCCUACCUCAACAUAACAAAGCAGUUGCUGACUAUGCAGUGGUUCCUCUACUGGGGUACAAGGUGGAGUCAACUGUAGGAGAUGUGGUUACAAAUACAUGGCUGGUGAUGUGUAUAGAACAGCAAGUUCUUCUAGAUCCACAAUCAAGUCCACUUUUUAUGCCAGUACCUAUGAUGGAAGGAAUUGUCCCACUGGAAAAAUGUGUUUUAUCUUUCAGCCAGUUUAGUGGAACAGAGAGAGAUUCUUUAACAUAUCUAGCAAUUCUGCUUGGGGCAAGAGUUCAGGAAUUCUUUGUCAGAAGGGCUAACCCAAAGAAAGGAAUGUUUGUCAGCACUCACCUGGUGUUAAAAGAGCCAGAAGGCUCCAAGUAUGAUGCUGCAAAGAAGUGGGACCUUCCUGCUGUUACAAUGGCUUGGCUGUUGGAGUCUGCAAGGACAGGAAAGAAGGCUGAUGAAAGCAAGUUCCUGGUCGACAACGUAGGCACUGCAGAGCAAGAGAGCUUCACAAAUCACUCAGAGAAGGCAGGGACAGAGGUAACAUCUUCAAAUACUCCCAGCCGACCUAGUAAUCUCUUUGAAACUGAGAAGAGAACAGCUGUGACACCUCUUGAUAUGAACCGGUUCCAGAGUAAAGCUUUCCAGACUAUUUUGCACCAUAUUGGUAGGAAGCCAAGCCCUCCAGCAGAGGGGAAACCAUUACAGAAAGAGCCAUCUCUGCAUCUGGACACACCAUCCAAAUUUUUAUCUAAAGACAAGCUCUUUAAGCCUUCUUUUGAUGUCAAGGAUGCUCUAGCAGCUUUGGAAACUCCAGGGGGCCCUAACCAACGGGUCAGAAAACCAAGUACUCCCCUUUCAGAAGUCAUUGGUCGGAACUUAAAACUGGCUUUAGCAAACAGCACUCGGCAAGCAGCUGUUCUCACCGCCAGUCCUCAGCUGAAGGCAGCACCUCAAAGAGUGGAGGAAGAGUUAAAACCUCUAACUGAUGUUGUUGUAUGUGUGAGUAAGAAGCUUAGUAAAAAGCAGAGUGAACUGAAUGCUAUUGCUGCUUCCCUUGGAGCAGAUUACAGAUGGUGCUUUGAUGAAACUGUAACUCAUUUCAUCUACCAGGGAAAGCAAAACGAUAGCAACCGAGAAUACAAAUCUGCCAAAGAAAGGGGAAUACACAUUGUGUCAGAGCACUGGCUUUUAGAGAGUGCACAAGAAUAUAAACGACUGCCUGAAGCUCUUUAUCCUCACACAUACAAUCCUAAAAUGAGUUUGGACAUUAGCAGCGUACAAGAUGACAGAUGCUCAAGUAGGCGUGACUCAGCUGGGAAGGAAGACGAGAUUAUUUCAGAUGAUGAUGCAGAAGAUGUUACUACUGACCAAAUAAACGAGGCAGCUGCUAUAGAAAAAGAUGAUGCAUCAAAAGGAGUUUUAACACAGACCCUGGAAAUGAGGGAAAACUUUCAGCGUCAGCUACAAGAAAUAAUGACUGCAACAUCACUAGCAAAACUGCAAGGACGGAGGAGGUCUCUGCCUAGGAAUGGUUUUGAUAAUUCUCCGACAACUCCUGAUGGCCCUCGUGCACGUAAUGGCCGUAGUAGAGUCUUGGAAGCGCUAAGGCAGUCCCGUCAGGUAACACUUGAUGUCAACACAGAGCCAUCCCAGAAUGAACAGAUUAUUUGGGAUGACCCCACUGCAAGAGAAGAGAGAGCGAGGCUUGCCAACAAUCUGCAGUGGCCCAGUAGUCUUUCUCAGUGUUCUGAACAAAUUCAGACGAACGCAGUGAACACAGGGGACUCCUCAUUUAGGAAGUCCUUGACUGAUAGAGAAAUUGCUGACAUGGGUGCUGAUGAGUCUGUGAAAACAGUUGAGGCCCCAAGGCUUCCUGCCUGUGGAAAUUCAGAAACUUCUAUAAAAGGCUAUGAUCUGAUCUCAACACCAUUGGCUCCUGCUAUUGCUUUUUCAUUAGCAAAUCCUCCUGUGGCUCCCCAACUCAGAGAAAAAGUCAUAAUAGACCAAAAAGCAGAGAAGCAACGGAAAUUCCAGUUGUCCUCACUUAACCCUCAAGAGCGAAUCGAUUAUUGUCAUCUGAUUGAAGAGCUCGGUGGGGUAGUUCUUGAGAAGCAGUGCUUUGAUUCUAGCUGCACACACACAGUUGUGGGAUACCCUCUUCGAAAUGAGAAAUUCUUGGCAUCGAUGGCAGCUGGCAAGUGGGUACUUCAUCGUUCCUACCUCGAGGCAUGCAGAGCAGCACAGCGCUUUGUAGAGGAGGAAGAUUAUGAAUGGGGAAGUAACUCCAUACUCAGUGUAUUAUCUGGAAUCAAUGAAAUCCAGAAGAAAUUAGCAGUUGCAGCAAUGAGAUGGAGGAAAGCAAUACAAAGGAGGAGAGAGGAAACUGGAAUUACUGAGGGGGCAUUUAGUGGUUGGAAAGUUAUUUUGCAUGUUGACCCAGCGAAGGAAGCAGGCUUCAAACGUCUUCUGGAGUCAGGAGGAGCAAAGGUGUUGCCUGGUCAUUCUUUUCCUCUCCUCAGAGAUGUCACUCACCUUUUUGCUGAUUUUAAUAAGCUGAAACCAGAGGAUGUAAGAGUUAGUACUGGAAAGGCUGCAGCUCAAGGUGUGAACUGCCUGAAGCCAGAAUACAUUGCUGAUUACCUGAUUCAGGAUCCACCACCUCCUGUGGAUGGCUAUCGUUUGCCAGAAGCUGCUGCUUGUCUUCCUCAUAGCAAAGAACAUGGAACUAGGUUGUCUCAAAAGCGAAAAGCACCUGAUGAAACAAGCAUAGUUAAGCGAUCCAGACUGUAUUAAGAUUUUAAACAAAACAUUUUCUAUUUCUAUUUAUUUUUCUUUCAAUAAUACAUGUCUUUAUAAUA
This is a messenger RNA of Hemicordylus capensis (graceful crag lizard), 4939 nucleotides long. It is a transcript of the gene TOPBP1, whose product is annotated as DNA topoisomerase II binding protein 1. Lineage: Eukaryota; Metazoa; Chordata; Lepidosauria; Squamata; Cordylidae. The transcript is spliced from 28 exons. Gene Ontology annotation, biological process: DNA replication initiation; mitotic G2 DNA damage checkpoint signaling; mitotic DNA replication checkpoint signaling. Bases 402 to 4874 code for a protein of 1490 amino acids. The record is from RefSeq and is a predicted model, not a curated record.